Messenger RNA from Sclerotinia trifoliorum, 303 nucleotides. The record is from the annotation of a GenBank genome assembly. NCBI's taxonomy places the organism in Eukaryota, Fungi, Ascomycota, Leotiomycetes, Helotiales, Sclerotiniaceae.
AUGUCCACUAUCCAGACCCAAUCUCACGUUGUGGCUCGUUUAAUUCCUCAAAAUUUGUAUGCGAGACAAGCACAUGAAGAACUCCGGGAAUCCGACGUUGUUCAAAAACACUACAAAACACUUUUACGUUGUCAAGUACCCGAAGGUGAUAAUGCUGCCAUUCCCAGAGCGCCAACUCAACUCGAUGAUCCCGAUAUGUUGCAUGACUUUGGGGAUAAUUGGAGAUCCACCCUGAUGACGAUGACAAUCCGUCCUUUGCACAGUCGCCUAGCUUUGAAGGUGGGUAUGGAACCAUUGAGUUAG